UAACCCCGCAAAACCUCAAGACGUUCUUUACAAUACCGACACCACGUCGCGACUUAUUACCAGAGCGCUCUGGCUGCGCCGAACGCCGUUUAGACCAAGCUCACGCCUUUCAAUAGCCAGAAUGGCCACCAAUUCCGGGGCAACCAACCCAAUCGCUGAGCAGGCAGGCCCAACUAGCCUCGCUGCGUCUGGAAACGAUGCGGCCAGCAAGACUGGAGCGCCUGCAGCUGGUGCCGAGGGAACAAAAGUGAAGAGCGAAAAAGAACUCGAGAGAGAACGCAAGAAGGCUGAAAAACAAGCCAAAUUCGACGCAAAGAAAAAGGGGUCUGCCACUGCUCCUGCUGCUGCACUUUCGAGCAAGAGCAAGGAAAAGAAGGCCAAGGCCGCCGAGAAGGCUGCGGAGGAGACUCUCCCCGAAUAUGUAGAGGAUACACCGUUCGGAGAGAAGAAGAUCCUGAAGUCAUUCGACGACCCUCAGUAUAAAGCAUACAACCCGAUAGCCGUCGAGUCGGCCUGGUAUUCUUGGUGGGAGAAGGAAGGCUUCUUCAAGCCCGAAUUCACCGCGGAUGGCGAAAUCAAACCGGAGGGAAAGUUCGUUAUCGUGGAGCCACCUCCAAACGUAACGGGCAUGCUCCACAUCGGACACGCCCUCGCAAACGCUCUGCAGGAUGUCAUGAUCAGAUGGAACCGUAUGCAGGGCAAGACCACACUUUGGCUUCCAGGAUGCGACCACGCUGGUAUUUCCACACAAAGCGUUGUAGAGAAGACUCUUUACCGCAAAGAAGGCAAAACUCGCCAUGAUCUUGGGAGAGAAAAGUUCGUCGAAACUGUGUGGGAGUGGAAAGGAGAGUAUCACCAGAAGAUCAAUGCCGUCUUGAGGAAGAUGGGAGGAUCAUUCGACUGGACUCGCGAGGCCUUCACCAUGGAUGAGAACCUUUCAGCUGCUGUUACGGAAACAUUCUGUAAACUGCAUGAAGAAGGCACCAUCUAUCGCGCUAACCGUCUCGUUAAUUGGUGCACACAACUCAAUACCGCUCUAUCCAAUUUAGAGGUGGAGAACAAGGAGCUCACCGGCCGCACUCUCCUUGACGUUCCAGGUUACGAGAAGAAAAUCGAGUUUGGUGUCAUUAUUCACUUCAAGUACCCAAUUGAGGGAACUGAAGAAACUAUUGAAGUGGCUACUACGCGUAUCGAGACUAUGCUUGGUGAUACCGGCAUUGCUGUACACCCAGACGAUGAGAGAUAUAAGCACCUUGUCGGCAAGAACGCUGUUCACCCCUUUAUCAAGGGCCGCCUCCUUCCAAUUUUCGCAGAUACAUAUGUUGAGAAGGAUUUCGGAACUGGCGCUGUCAAGGUGACCCCUGCUCACGACCCCAACGAUUUUACUUUGGGUAAGAACCACAACCUUGAAUUCAUCAACAUCUUGAACGACAAUGGAACUUUCAAUGAGAACGGAGGCCCCUACGAAGGCCAGAAGCGAUUUGACGUACGAUAUACGAUUCAAGAUGACCUGAAGGCCCUCGGCCUGUUCGUCGAUAAGAAAGACAAUGCUAUGAAGGUGCCGUUAUGCGAGAAGUCAAAGGACGUAAUCGAGCCGUUGUUGAAACCACAAUGGUGGAUGAAGAUGAAGGAUCUUGCUGCCGAGGCUGUCAAGGUUGUCAAGAACGGAGAAAUCAAAAUCCUCCCAGAAUCUGCCGAGAAGAGCUAUUAUAGAUGGAUGGAAGAGCCACAAGAUUGGUGUUUGUCAAGACAGCUCUGGUGGGGUCACCAGAUCCCAAUUUACUAUGCCCAAGUCGACGGGGAUAAUUCCUAUGAUGCUGAUGAAAACCUUUGGUUCGCUGGGCGCACGGAAGAGGAGGCGCUGGAGAAGGCACGCAAGGCACUGCCUGGCAAGACUUUUACACUUAAGAGAGACGAGGAUGUCUUGGACACAUGGUUUUCGUCCGGUUUAUGGCCAUUCUCUACUCUCGGAUGGCCGAACGCAACCCACGACCUCGAGAAGCUAUACCCUACUUCGAUGUUGGAGACCGGAUGGGACAUUCUGUUCUUCUGGGUUGCCCGCAUGAUCUUCCUUGGGAAGAAAUUGACCGGAAAGGUUCCUUUCACAGAAGUGUACUGCCAUUCACUUGUCCGUGACUCUGAGGGGCGCAAGAUGUCGAAGUCGUUAGGUAACGUUAUUGAUCCGCAAGAUAUUAUCCACGGUAUUUCUCUGCAAGACUUGCACGCCAAGCUCCUGUCAGGUAACCUGAAUCCAAAUGAGGUUGAGAAGGCAACAAAGUACCAGAAGACAUCCUUCCCAGACGGAAUCCCGCAGUGUGGCACUGACGCCCUGCGUUUUGCUUUGGUCUCCUACACCACAGGCGGUGGCGACAUUGCCUUUGAUAUCAAGGUCAUCUACGGUUACCGCAAGUUUUGCAACAAGAUCUACCAGGCCACCAAGUAUGUCCUUGGCAACCUUCCCGCCGAUUUCGUUCCACAGAAGAGCGCAAAGAAGACUGGCAAGGAGUCUUUGGCUGAGAAGUGGGUCCUGCACAAGUUCACCAACGCGUCCAAGGACAUCAACAGAGCUCUGGAAGAGCGCGAGUUCAUGCGUUCGACAAACAUUGUCUACCAUUACUGGUACCAGAGUCUGUGCGAUGUUUUCAUUGAGAACUCGAAGGCCAUCAUCCAAAGUGGUACUGAUGAGGAGAAGCUCUCCGCCCUGAACACCUUGUACACCGCCCUUGAGGGUGCUCUUACCAUGAUUCACCCCUACAUGCCUUUCCUUACUGAGGAACUCUGGCAGCGUCUCCCACGCCGCCAGGAUGACACGACUCCUUCCAUUGUCAAGGCCGCGUACCCCGUGUACGAUGCUGAGAUGGAUGACCCAGCGUCUGAGGAAGCCUACGAGCUUGUCCUGGGUGUCUCCAAGGGAAUUAGGUCCUUGAUGUCCGAGUACUCUCUCAAGGACGAAGCCGAAGUCUACAUCCAAGCCUUCGACUCCACCUCCCAAUCCACCGUCACCGCCCAGACGCAGUCCAUCAAGUCCCUCUGUGGCAAGGGUGUAUCCACCGUCCAGAUCCUCGGCGCCUCUGACUCCCGCCCCGCCGGCUGCGUCCCCUUCUCCGUCUCCGCCGCAGCCGUCGUCUACGUCCGCGUCACCGGCCGCGUCGACAUCGACAAUGAGAUCGCGAAGGCGAACAAGAAGCUCCAGAAGACUCACCAGGGUAUCGAGAAGCAGCGCAAGAUCCUCGAUGACCCAGACUACAAGGCCAAGGUCAGCGAGGCGCUCCAGGAGGUCGAGCGCAAGAGAUUGGCGGACUUGGAGGCUGAGCAGCGUGGGUUUGAGGAGACGAUUAAGCAGUUUGAGCAGCUUAAGUUGGAGUAGACCUCCCCUGUGAGGGGGGUCGUCGUCCUGGAAGUAUAAGGAGAUAUGUUGAUGUCAUGUCAGCUUUUGAAAGACGCUACAGAUGAGGAUAGGUCGUAAAAUUAGAUCCUUUGUGUUAAUACAAUAAAGAUAUCUACCA
Messenger RNA from Pseudogymnoascus verrucosus, 3506 nucleotides. RefSeq names its product Valine--tRNA ligase, mitochondrial (gene CYT20). The record is from RefSeq and is a predicted model, not a curated record. Gene Ontology annotation, biological process: valyl-tRNA aminoacylation. The transcript has 5 exons. Lineage: Eukaryota; Fungi; Ascomycota; Leotiomycetes; Thelebolales; Thelebolaceae. Bases 122 to 3367 code for a protein of 1081 amino acids. Gene Ontology annotation, molecular function: aminoacyl-tRNA deacylase activity; valine-tRNA ligase activity; ATP binding. Gene Ontology annotation, cellular component: cytosol.